AUGGAGCCGCUGAUGCGCUGGAUGAAGCGGGGGGUAGAAUUUAUGGGGAGGCAAUGGAACUUGUUUGAUAUAGCCUCAUUGGUUGUGGUUUUAUCUUUGCAUUUGCUUGCUCUUUUAGCUCCAGUUCAUUUCAGCUGGGGUGCAUUAUGGUUGGCCUGCGCACUCUAUGUUGUGACAGCUCUAGGUAUAACUCUAGGUUUCCAUAGGAGCCUUGCGCACCGGAGUUUUAAGCUUCCUAGAUGGCUCGAAUACUUUUUUGUCUAUUGCGGGGUUCUUACACUACAGGGAAGUCCAAUUGAAUGGGUGAGCACACACAGGUACCACCACCAGUUUACUGACACAAAGAAAGACCCUCAUAGCCCUCUUAUGGGAUUCUGGUUUAGCCACAUUGGUUGGAUAUUGAACCAUAGCUUUCGACGACUAAAGAACGUUGACGAUUUAAAAAGGCAGCCGUACUAUAUGUUUCUUCAUCGCACCUACCUUCUUCACUCGGCUCUUCUUGGAGUUCUACUAUAUGUCAUAGGAGGACUGCCCUAUCUUGUUUGGGGAAUGGGUGUGAGGACGGUAAUUGUUUACCAUAUUACAUUUUCAGUAAAUUCAAUUGGCCACACAUGGGGAAAGCAAGUUUGGCACACCGGUGACUUGUCUAGAAACAACUGGUUGCUGGCAUUGCCAACUCUUGGAGAAGGCUGGCACAAUAAUCACCAUGCUUUUGACUACUCAGCUCGGCAAGGUCUAGAAUGGUGGCAGAUUGAUAUUACAUGGUAUUUGAUAAGAUUUCUUCAAGUGGUUGGUCUGGCAACCGACGUGAAAACACCAACUGAGACUCAGAAGAAACGAAAAGCUUUACACAACGCCAGCAAUUUAGAGAAGAAUAAGUCAAAAGUUAGCAAUGGAAAGUUUUAA
Prunus avium (sweet cherry) is the source of this 906-nucleotide messenger RNA. NCBI's taxonomy places the organism in Eukaryota, Viridiplantae, Streptophyta, Magnoliopsida, Rosales, Rosaceae. The record is from RefSeq and is a predicted model, not a curated record.